AUGGAUAGUGUUGGCCCUGGUAGUGCCACGGCUGGUCGCAGGUCUGACCCUCGCCCCUACUGGGAGGUUAGGCGUUUCUGCUGGGUUCCCUACGCUCUGGUGCUUCACUCACAAUUCCAGAUGCGUGCCAAAUCGUUGGACGAGACUAGAGACGUCGAUUCUGGGCUUCCGGACUACGAUGACGAGGCCAUGCCUCUAAAUCUCAUUCCUGAUGGCAGCGGAAAGUUUUCUGAGUUAAAUCUCGACGAGUCAGUAAUUUCAAACGUUGCAGUGGGUGAAUCUAUCGCUUCAAUCGUCAGGACAAUCGUAAAUCUCUACCUGAUGGACUGCAAGAACCGUCCUGACCCUUUUCAGCCGCAGUUGGAGCCGCGAGGCUCUCCAAAGGGUUCCAUGGAGACUGAAAGUCUGUUUUUGAAUGGGUCUGACGUUACGCAGCUCGUGAACUCGUCCCUGGAGCGAGUUCCAAAGGUAAAGAGAAAGGACCUGGUGGAACUCCGCAAAGUCCUGGCGGACUCCGACGAGGAAGGCGUGAACAUCCUCGUCAAGAGCGUCUGUGCCAUCAUAAGCUACCAGCAGCUCCUCACACCGGCCGCUCGCCGAGAAUUUAACAAGGAGCAUAUGCAGCAGUGGAUCAAAUCGCAAGAUGCCGAGGCUUUUGUGGACAAGGACUACGAAGUUGUCUAUGGGAAGUGGAAGAAGUAUCUCAAGAAGCAAAUGCCCAUGGGAAUAUCGGUAUGUGACUACUUUUCGACUGACUUGCUCAAGUCUGUGCUACUCAUCAACGCUGACAGGAUUAGACAAGAGCUGGAGAAGACCGCAUUCAAGUUCCACCCCGAUAUGAUACUCAUUUUGCUCUGCAAGGAGUGUGGAUUCACAGAUGAACAGGCCAAUACGAUUGGAACAAUGAGCAGUGCCCGAGGCUACCAGAUCCAGUCGUUGCUGCCCUCGGAAACAGGUCUCGGUUUCCUACACAGAGACGCUGGUGGAGCAAAGGAGGAAGAUCUUGGCAUCAUUUCAUUCGAGUGUAUUACAAAUGACCGAGAACCAGGACACCUUAUCAAGUUGGUAACUGUAAAGAACAUUUUUUCAAGACAACUCCCAAAAAUGCCCAGAGAGUACAUUGUGAGACUUGUGUUUGACAGGAAUCACUACACAUUUUGUUUGCUCAAAAAAGGACAAGUGAUUGGGGGCAUUUGCUUCAGGCCUUACUUUGAACAACGAUUUGCAGAGAUUGCAUUCUUGGCCGUAAAAUCAACAGAACAAAUUAAAGGAUACGGAACCCGUAUUAUGAACCAUUUGAAAGAACACGUAAAAAAAUCAGGAAUUGAAUAUUUUCUAACCUAUGCUGACAAUUUCGCCAUCGGAUAUUUCCGCAAACAAGGCUUCUCACAAAAGAUUACAAUGCCCAGAGAACGAUGGUUUGGGUAUAUUAAAGAUUACGAUGGAGGCACGCUCAUGGAAUGCUAUAUCUCGCCAAAUAUUAAUUAUCUGAGACUCAGCGAAAUGUUAAGCAGGCAAAAGGCUGUUGUUAUGCAGUGCAUUGAAGCGAUAAAACCACUAAAGGUAUACGAUGGUCUCACUGUGUUCGCUGAAUCCUCAAAGGACAGCCAAAAGAAACCCAGAUGUACACUCGUUCCAUCAGAAAUUCCAGGAUUAAUAGAAGCCGGAUGGACAGAAGCUCAAGAAAGCCAACAAAGUAAACAAUCUGAUCCAAAUGCACCAGCUGACACUGAGCCACAGAAAAAAUCACUCAAGGCGUCAAUUCUAGAACUCUUGAAUAAUCUAAACAAACAACAAAGCGUUUGGCCAUUCAGGAAACCCGUUAAACAAUCGGAAGCUCCAGAUUACUAUGAGAUUAUUACACAACCCACUGACAUUUCAACAAUGAAGAGAAAGGCCAAACUUGGAGAAUACAAAACAAAGGAACAGUUUGGAGAAGAACUCAAGAGAAUGUUUGACAACUGCAGGCUCUACAACACAUCACACACCAUUUAUUAUAAAUAUGCAAAUGAAUUGCAGGCCUUUAUCUGGCCACAGUAUGAAAAUAUUCAAGAAUGA
Theileria equi strain WA is the source of this 2058-nucleotide messenger RNA. RefSeq lists its product as hypothetical. Gene Ontology annotation, cellular component: histone acetyltransferase complex. NCBI's taxonomy places the organism in Eukaryota, Apicomplexa, Aconoidasida, Piroplasmida, Theileriidae. Gene Ontology annotation, molecular function: protein binding; histone H3 acetyltransferase activity. Gene Ontology annotation, biological process: positive regulation of transcription by RNA polymerase II; chromatin remodeling. Bases 1 to 2058 code for a protein of 685 amino acids. The transcript has a single exon. The record is from RefSeq and is a predicted model, not a curated record.